AUGAUUCCCUCGAGAAAUGGAGUUUUAAAAAUAUUCUCUAGAUAUUUUACUGUUGAAAGUUCUCUACAGCCUAAAGUGUCACGUAUUCAACAAUUUAGAGAACGGUUGGACCAAGAUAAGAAACAUGAAGUUCUGACAGAUACAUUUGGACGUCAUCAUACUUAUCUAAGAAUUUCAUUGACUGAAAAAUGCAAUUUACGAUGUUUGUACUGCAUGCCAGCAGAAGGUGUAAAGCUCACAAAAAAUGAUAAAAUUUUAACAACUGAUGAAAUAAUGAGAUUAGCAAGGCUAUUUGUAAAAAAUGGAGUAAAAAAAAUUAGACUAACUGGUGGAGAGCCGACUGUUCGUAAAGAUAUCGUUGAUAUUGUUGCUCAAUUAAAAAGUAUCAAAGACUUGGAAAGUGUAGGAAUGACAACAAAUGGAUUAACAUUAACGCGUCAAUUACCAGCGUUGCAAAGAGCUGGUCUGGAUGCUUUAAAUAUUUCUCUAGAUAGUCUUAGGAAAGAUAGGUUUGAAAAAUUCACCCGCAGACAAGGGUUCAAUCGUGUUCUAGCUUCUAUUGAUCUAGCGGUCCAAUUGGAAUAUAACCCGGUCAAGGCUUACUGUGUACCUGGAUUUGUUGGACAAGUUGGUUUUAUAACUUCAAUGAGUCAGCAUUUCUGUUAUUCAUGCAAUAGAUUACGAAUUACCGCUGAUGGUAAUAUUAAAGUCUGUCUAUUUGAAGGAAGAAGUGAAAUAUCGCUUCGCGAUGCAAUGAGAAACGGAGCUUCUGACGAUGAUUUAGAAAGUAUAAUUGGAGGUGCUGUUUGGAAGAAGAAAAAACAGCAUGCUGGUCCGUCGCAGCUACGAGAAAUAUUAAAAGAUUACAUCUUCGGAACUAGCCACCUUUUUUUUCAAGAAAGAAAAUUCAAUAUAAGACAAUAUUCUUCAAUGACGCACGUAGAUAGCUCGGGCAAGGCAGCGAUGGUCGAUGUUUCCAGCAAAGAAUCAAGCAACCGUUUUGCGCAAGCAAGAGCACUCGUACGAGUCGGUCCAGUUGUCUCCAGACUCAUUGCUGAUAAUAAUAUCAAAAAGGGAGACGUUCUACUUGUUGCUCAGCUUGCGGGAAUAAUUGGAGCGAAAAAAACUUAUGAGCUGAUACCACUGUGCCAUCCUUUGACACUCAAUAAUGUUAAAGUUAGUCUGAAGCUCAACGAAGUGGAGCAUGAGGUUGAAAUCACUACAGAAGUCAGGUGUACUGGAAAAACGGGGGUGGAAAUGGAAGCUCUGACUGCUGCUAGUGUCGCUGCUUUGACUAUUUAUGACAUGUGUAAAUCAGCUGCUACGCCUGAAGAGCUAGAAAUUUGUAAAAUAGAAUUGCUCGCUAAAACUGGCGGUAAAAGUAAUUAUUUUAGGGAUAAUUAG
Molecule: messenger RNA, 1404 nt
Organism: Cotesia congregata
Lineage: Eukaryota; Metazoa; Arthropoda; Insecta; Hymenoptera; Braconidae
Source: the annotation of a GenBank genome assembly